GCUCCCCGGCUCUGCCCCUUCCCCUUCCCCCGCCCGGCUGCGGCUUCCGGGCGGCCCCGGCCCCGCCCCGGCAGCGCGGCCUGUGCGGAGCGGCCGCGGCCAUCCCCGGGUGCGGGCAGAAAUGUUCCAAAUACGCACAGUUCUACCAAAAUCUUCAGGUUUCAGCAGGAAAAAGAUGUGGCUGUGUGAGCUCGUGAGGUGGCUUUAGCAAUUCCAAUCUGCAUUCUGGCCCAUGACAAGUUCAUUACACCAAUUAUUCCAGCAAGAGAGCAGAAGCUCCAUAGGAAACUGUUGUAGUUAGAGAGCAACUUGUGUUACCGUGGCUGCUUUGCCUCUUGAUAACUCUGUAAUUAACAUGUCACCACUGUUUAAUGCUUCACCUGUGCAGAGGACCAGUUCAUGGCAUCACAGAGGGGAUCAGGGCCUGGAGGAGAAGCUGCUGCCCUUUGGGAGGAUUCCUGGGGUUGCCCUGAAUGGCUGAGUUAAGGCCCUGUGCAGGAAAAGCAGGGUGUUUGUUGUGGGAAGUGUGGGUAAGUUGGGAAGGCUGCACCUGAGCAGUUCUGGUUAAACUGACUGGUGACAGGGGAAACGCCUUGAAGGAGCAGUAAUGCCAGAAAUCCAAAGGAGAGCAUGUCAAAGACAUGGAUGGCUGUUUUUGUAGGUUUUUUUUUUUUCCUAUACAAUAAGGGUUUUGGAGGACUGAGAACAGCUGAUGCUUGUGAAUUAACCCUCAGGGUGCUGGCUGGUCUGGCAGUGUGUAAUCUCCUUGUCCUCCUCCUCUGGUGGCAUCCUCACCUGUGGGGCUGCAGGGUGGUUGUUCAGGUGUUGGUGCUGGAAGAGCUUCUUGGGAACAAACUGGAGGUCCAGGUGUCUUGGGGUGUCAAAAUUAAACAGCAGCAUCCAGACCAGUCAGCUGUUCUGCCUGGGACACAGCUGACCUAAAUUGCACUUAAUUUCUGAAAGAAAAAGCCUUUCUGCUGGUGAAUUGUUAUGUCAUAGUUCACAGAGCAAUAUCAGGGAAUGGUUUGGGUUGGAAGUGACCUUAAAUCCCACGCCCUGCCACGGCAGGGACACCUCCCACUGUCCCAGGCUGCUCCAAACCCCAGUGUCCAGUCUGGCCUCGGGCUCCAGGGGCAGCCCCAGCUGCUCUGGGCACCCUGUGCCAGGGCUGCCCACCCUGCCAGGGAACAAUUCCUGCCCAGGAUGAUGAUGGAGCAGGAGCUCAGCCUUUUGGGCAGGAGCUCCAUUUCCACAUCAAAUUCUGAACGCGUGGAGCUUCUAAAUCCAUCCUGCAGGCAGUAAUACUCCCUCUGACACUGCAGAGAUUUCCUGCAUCUCAGUGCUCCCUGCUUGUGGAGCUGGCACUGCCCAUUCCCAGAAGUUGUCAGGGAAGCUGGAUACACAUCCCAGCUGUGGCAUAACUCCGAGGAGCCAGCACUUGUUAACUCUAUUUGUUUUUAUUAUGGACAUCGAUCUGCCAGUCGCAAUAAUGCAUUUAUGGACAUUUUUCUGCAAGCGCAGCGCUGGUGGCAGUUUUUACUGACAACUUGAGUCAUCUGGACAGGAGUUGAAAAUACGUUUAUUUUAUUGACGGAUUGUGCAAUUCUCUCGUUUACCCAGUGUUCAUAAGAUAUCUGGACUGGUGAAGAGAAUGUAACUGAUGGGAACAUGGAGGAUGAAGUUUUAAUUUUGGGUGGUUUGGAAUCUUUUAGGUAGUGACAGGUUCCAGAAUGUGUUUGGGGUAGGUUUGGGAGCUUUAACUUCAUUAGUGCUGUAAUUAAAAAGUGAAAGGCUCCUUGUCCUUACAGCAGAAUUCCAGACCUGAAUUCCCUCCCUCUGCUGAUAGCUGGGAAUGUUACUGACCAGUAACUGUGCUGAUUUAUCUGAAGGUGAAGCCUUUUUCCUCCACGAUGGCAUCGAGGCUGGUUCCAAAAGUGAAUUCCAAACAGGGAGGAUCUCCAUGCAAGGAGAAGCAGGUGGUUCUGCUCAGCCCCCUGGGCAGGAUGGAGAUCUCGGGGUGUGAAGCGGGCGUACAUGAAAUAAAACUCCCCAAAAUGAGCCUGCUGCCAAGCGGCAGGGCAGAGCCCUCGGUGGCUUGCGAGGUGUGCGAGGGGGCCGAGGAGAUGCCGGAGCCCCUGCAGCAGUGCACGGCCUGGCUCCGAGCCUACUUCUGUGAGCCAGCGACCACAGGGACCCUGCCCGUGCCAGCCUUCCACCACCCCCUGCUCCAGAGAGAUUCCUUCACCAGGCAGGUGCUGUGGACACUGCUGAAGGAUGUCAAGUUUGGGGAGGCUGUUUCCUACAAGCAGCUGGCAGAUCUUGCUGGCAACAGCCGGGCAGCCCGAGCCGUGGGUGGAGCCAUGAGGAGCAACCCGGAUUUAGGUAUUGAUGAGGCUGCGAGUGAAAACAAGCUCUUUCCCUUGUGGGCCUCUACCCAGAAGAACAAAAGCGAAGUUGGAGAAAAAUAUUCAGCUGGUGCCCGAAUCAGAGGGACUCCGGCAUCGAUCCGAGGGCUCCUUCAUAUUAUUUUUUUGUUGGAGACAAAUCUCUGGGUUUGGAAGUUUUAUAGCGUUUGAGGUAGGGGCUGUGUGUGUGUGAUGGAUUCGUGGAGGAGAGGAAUUAGAUUUCACAGCAUGAAGAUUUCAGCGGUGCUAUAAUAUUAUGAGCUGCUUGGUUAUUGAUAAAAAUUACAUUAAAUGUAGCUGAGGCAUUAAAGCUCCAGACUAGGGUAGUUCUCCCUCUAAAAUGUCCUUAGGGCCCUAAUAAAUUUUAGCAGGUUUAAUUAUUUUAGUAGGCUGAACGUUGUCACCACAAUUAAGCCAAACUGAAGCAAUAUUCAAUAUUUUUAAA
Molecule: messenger RNA, 2850 nt
Organism: Vidua chalybeata
Lineage: Eukaryota; Metazoa; Chordata; Aves; Passeriformes; Viduidae
Gene: MGMT
Product: O-6-methylguanine-DNA methyltransferase
Exons: 7
Coding region: 1911-2576 (221 amino acids)
Biological process (GO): DNA repair
Cellular component (GO): nucleus
Molecular function (GO): methylated-DNA-[protein]-cysteine S-methyltransferase activity
Source: RefSeq, a predicted model, not a curated record